UGUUGAAGAAAAUCAAAAGACAAGUCAAAGCUAUCAUCACAAAACCUUUCAAAAAACCCUAUAAAACCCCUCCACAGCCUGAACCACCACCACCUUCAUCUUCUUCACAUUUCUUUGCCAUGUCAUCAUCACAGCCUUUCCUGUUCCCCAGUACUCAAUCCACUGUUCUUCCUGAUCCUUCUUCCUUUUUUGCCCCUAAUCUCCUCUCAAAUCCAUUACCCACAAAUUCUUUUUUCCAAAAUUUUGUCCUCAAGAAUGGUGAUCAGCCUGAAUUCAUACACCCUUAUAUUGUAAAAUCCUCACUUUCAUCCCUCACUCUUUGUUACCCAUCUCAGUUCCAUAAUCCUGCUUUCAUUUACCAAAAUUUUAUAGCUGAUUUGACUAUCACUGCUUUGAAUAAUCCCAAUCCAAAUUCACCCCAUGUAAUUUCAUCCUUUGAUGAUCUUAGUGUCACAUUAGACCUUCCUUCUAGUAAUCUCAGGUUCUUUCUUGUUAAAGGUUCCCCCUUUAUUACGUGUAACGUUCUUGGAAAUGUAGCGCUUUCGAUUUCAACAAUUCAUGCCAUUCUUGAGUGUAAUUCGAAUAGUAAUCGUACCAAAUAUACUGUUAAGCUCAACAAUGGGCAAACUUGGCUUCUGUAUGCUUCUUCUCCCAUUGAUUUGAGUCAUGAUUUGUCCACUAUCAAGUCCGGUGUGUUUUCGGGUGUUAUUCGGAUUGCUUGUUUGCCAAAUUCUGACCCAACGUGUGAAGCAGUACUUGAUCGUUUUAGUUCUUGUUAUCCUACAAGUGGUAAUGCUGUUUUUAGUCAGCCAUUUUGCUUGGAGUACAAGUGGGAAAAGAAUGGAUGGGGCGACUUGCUUAUGUUGGCUCACCCUCUCCAUCUCCAGCUGCUUUCUGCUACCGAUUGUGCGGUAACUGUUUUAGAUGGAUUUAAGUACAAUAGUAUUGAUGGUGAGCUUAUUGGUGUUGUUGGAGACUCAUGGAUAUUGAAGAGCGAUCCAGUUUCUGUAACAUGGCAUUCCAUUAAAGGUGUUAAGGAAGAGGCUUGUUUAGAAAUAAUUGAUGCUUUGAAUAAGGAU
Nicotiana tabacum (common tobacco) is the source of this 1079-nucleotide messenger RNA. Its product is annotated as glucan endo-1,3-beta-D-glucosidase. The record is from RefSeq and is a predicted model, not a curated record. NCBI's taxonomy places the organism in Eukaryota, Viridiplantae, Streptophyta, Magnoliopsida, Solanales, Solanaceae. Gene Ontology annotation, molecular function: endo-1,3(4)-beta-glucanase activity.